AUGGAAUUCUUAAGUAAUAUAUAUGAUAAAGUAUUAUCUGGUUAUGUAUUUACUGAUGUAUUUAUAUAUAAAGAUUGGCCAGAAAAGUUUUUAGGAAAAGAUAUAAAUAAUAAUGAUACUUCAAAAAAUUUGAAUGAAAAUCAAGAAAAUACAAAAGAAAAUUUAAAAGAAAUAUUAGGGACAUUUUUAAAAAAUGGAAAAUUUUCGGAUUCUUUAUGGAUAAAAGAUAAGAUAUUUAUAGGAGAUGAAGGAAUUUGUCUUUUAGGAGAAAUUUUAACGAUAUGCCAAAUAGUAGAAUUUAUAGAUUCAGAAGAUAUUAAAGAGGUAAAAUGCAAUGAGCAAUUUAAAACUAAAAUUUUGGACAAAUUGAAGAGAAAAAUAGCUAAAAAAAGAAAUAGUGAUAUUCUAGAAGAAAAAAUAAAUUCAAAUAUAGCUAUAUGCAAUAGUAAUGAUAAUUAUGAUGAAGGUAAUAAUGAAAAUAAUGAUAAGGAUGAAAAUAAAAACAGUGAUAAAAAUGCCGUAUCGAAUUUUGUUGAAAUGCUUAGUGAAGGAAAAAUGAAUAAAUAUGGUUUUUGCGAAUAUGAUCAAAAAUUUAAUGAAAGAUAUCAUUUAAAUAAUAGUAAUGAUGAUAAUUUUUCUUCUCCAUUAGAACGAUGUAUAUUACAAUUAUCAGAAGAUUAUCUCCAUAAAUAUGUGUGUUUAUUACUGAACACAGGUGGAAAGCAACAAGUACGUAUUUUACGUUUUAAUAAAAAUUGUGUUAACACCAAUAAAUUGUUAGAUACGUUGAAAGGAACAAUAUCUUUUUUAAACGAACUACGGUUUUUGUUUAAGCAUUUUAGAUCUCAAGUAGUUUUAAAAAACAGAAUAUGUCGUGAAUUUUAUGCCUAUAUUAAAUUUCAUAGAGGAGAUCCUAAUUUUAGUGGAACAAAAGCAAUAAAUGAAUUUUUUAGUUCUUUAAAUGAUAAUGCUAUAGAACCUUUGUUUCUUGGAUUAAAUGAGCAAUAUUUAAAUUUAUUAGAAGAAGCAAUAUCUUAUUGCCCAAUUGCAACAUAUUCAUUUUUUAAAAAUAUAAAACUUCUUAAAAAAAUAAAUGUAAAUGCUCCUAGACGUACAUGGAAAGCAGUAUGCAAUUUACAAAAAGUAUAUAAAAAUUUAAAAAAAAUAAAGGAAAAAUUAUCUUUAGAAGAAACAAAAAAUGUUUCUGAUGAAUAUGGAUGUUCCUCUAUUAUUAAUCUUUCAAAAGGUGAAGAUAUAAUUAUUGAAAAUAAUGAUGUAAAAUUGUCAUUGCCUCAAGGUAAUAUAAAUUCUAAUGAAUUAAAAUUAUUAUAUAGAAAAGAACUAAUAUUUAAAAAUAAUAUGAAUGCUAGCAAUGGUACUACUAAUACUAACACUAAUACUACUGUAACUAAUGAUAAUAAUAAUAAUAGUAGUAAUGAUAACGUUAAUUUAUCUGAACAUUAUAGUAGUAUUGUAGUAGGUAAUAACAAAAAUAAUAAUGAUUUAUUUUUUGAUAAUUUAGAUAAUAAAGAUUAUUAUGAUAAAAUGUAUAAUAAUUCAUUAGAUUUAUAUACAGAAGAAAAAAAUUCUAAAAGUUAUGAGAUAAAUAAAUUAAAUGACACUUGUUUAUAUAUUACUUCAGAUGAAGAAUCUCUGCAAAUUGGAAAAAAUAAUUUAAAUUCCAACAUUGAAUUAGAUGAAACAAAUCAAACAAUAGAUGAAAAUAACAAAACCUUAUUGGACGAAAAUAACAAAACCCUAUUGGAUGAAAAUAAUAAAUCAUCAAUAGAAGAUAAUUAUAAAACUGCAGAAGAAAUUGAUAAGACAUUAAAUCAAAAUAGGUUAGUAAGAGAGAAUUCUAUAGAUGAAUUAAGGGUUAAUAUGGUUAAAUUGUUUAAAACAUAUGGUGGUCAAUGUCGUAUUGGAAAAGUACAAGGAAGGUGUGAAGAUGCUACUUUUCAAACAGAUGUCCCACCCGCUUUUGGAAUUUUUGAUGGAGUAGGCUCAUGGAGUUUAGAAGGCAUAGAUGCAUCCAAAUUUUCUAUUGGCUUAUCCUUGGCUUGUCAAAGAGAAGCAGAAAAGCUAUCAAAAAAUAUGAAUGGUUAUGCAAAAGUAUCAUACAAUACUAUAAUUAGAUCUAAAUUAUUAUUAAAAAAUUCUCUUGAAAGCGUAAAAAAGGAAUAUGCUGAUGCUUAUGGUAGUUCUACAGCUAUAGUUGGCAUAUUAGACGAAUAUACAGGAAAAUGUGGUAUAUCAUCUUUAGGAGAUAGUGUAUGUAUGAUAUUAAGAAGGGAAUUUUUGCCAGGUGAUAUUAAUUUUGAAAGAGAAUCAUAUCCUAAGUUUCCGGGAGAAUCAUUUUUAUAUUUUAAUGGGAAAGGAAGAAAUCCCUCUUUAAUUAGAAAAAUUAUAUGGAAAACUAGUGAUCAAAAGUGGGAAAACGGUGCACCAUAUCAGCUAUCAAAUUUACCUGAUCGUAGUCAAUGGAAAGACUUAGAAAAUAGAGGAUUGCAUAGCUUUGUGAAAAUUUUAGAAAAAGUAGACAUUGAUGGAGAUUCUCCAGAUAUGGCAUUAUCUCCCCCUUCUGAAAUCUUAUGUAUGCCAGGAGACUUAAUACUAUUAAUGAGUGAUGGUGUUAGUGAUAACCUAUUUGAUGAAGAAAUAGAAGCUUACUGUACUUUUGCUAUAAGUCCUGAAGAAGCUUGUGAGUUAGGAGAUCCAAGUGUAUUUACGCCUGCUCAAGAUAUAGCUUAUUCUAUUACUAAUAUAGCUAAGAGAAGGAGUGGAGAUAAAAUUCAUUGCAAACCUUUUUAUCCUUUUGUAGGAAAAUAUAGAGAACCAAAUAAAGUUUAUAAAGGUAAUAAAGUAGAUGAUAUUUCGUGUGUAGCUAUAUGGGUUGUUUGCGAAACAGAGAGUAGUGUAAAAGAUUUUGUAAAAAAUCCUAAUGAGCCCUCUACUUUAGAAACAGAUAAAUAUUACAGUAAUAAUUUUAUUCAAAAUUUUAAUAAAAUUACAGAUAUUUGUACUCCAACUAAAACAUUUAUUAAAGAAAAAAAUAAGAUUGAUCGUGUAAAUUUGCAACAAGUAAAUGUAGUAGCACAAAAAAGAAUAAUACCUGAACAAUAUUCUGAACAGAAUAAUGAAAAUACUCCAAGUUGUCAGUUCGCUAUGAAUUUUUUUGAUUCUUCAGAAACUCCUAUUAAAUUCAAUAAUAUAUCAGAUAGCAAAUUUCAAGACUUAAAUGAUAUUGUACUUAAGGAUGAAGAAGAUGUAAGUGAUAAUAAAUGUGAUAACAAUAAUAAUGAAGAAAUAAAUAGGGAGGAAAAAUGUGAUUUUAGUAAGUUAAAAGAAGAUGUUGAUCAAGUAAAAUCUCCAAAAAAUAAUAAUGUAAAAACUAAUUAUAAUGCAAAAGAUUUUCAAGGAGAUGAAUUUGAUCAUACUCCUAGACAAAAAAUGUCAGAUGUUCAUUUAAAUGAGCAAAUAGAAAAAAUAAAUAAAAUGUAUAUUAAAACACCUUUAUUGUUUUCAGAUCAAAUUUUUAAAAAGAAUAAGGAAAAUAUAAAAAACUCUGAUUCGAAUAAUUUCGAAAUAAAAAAUAAAACACAACAAAUUAUACCAGAUAAUCAUUAUGAAACUCCUAUAAAGCAAAUGCCUAUAAAGGAGACGCAUAAUAUAGUUAUGCCUAAUAAUGAAAAUCCUUUAAUAAAUGUAUUUAUAAAUAAUGAAACACCCAUCAAAGCAUUUAAUACCAAAGAAACCUCAUUAAAGGUUGAUAAAAAAAUUACAAAAUCUAAGAGGAAAUCUAUGUUUAGUAGUGACAAAAAAGAAACCCCAAGUAAAAUGAGUUAUACAAGAAAGCGUAGUAAAAAAGGAUAA
Plasmodium gallinaceum is the source of this 3873-nucleotide messenger RNA. Its product is annotated as protein phosphatase, putative. NCBI's taxonomy places the organism in Eukaryota, Apicomplexa, Aconoidasida, Haemosporida, Plasmodiidae. The transcript has a single exon. The coding region runs from base 1 to 3873 and encodes 1290 amino acids. The record is from RefSeq and is a predicted model, not a curated record.